AACAAGGGUGGGAUACUGGUAGCAUGGCAAUGGUAAAACAGGGGAUUUCAAAAUGUUUUUUUCUGUUUUGUUUAUGCUGGGCUGUAGGGUUGAGCUCUCCCCAGGGUAACCCGUACCCUAGUUUAGUUAGUGCAUUCCAAGCCUAGGCUUUGUUUUGUGCCUUUUGUUUUGUAGUGCUUGCCAGCACUAUCUCCUCAUUAUUUUGACACACAGCCUUGUGUUGAGUCCAGUGAUAAGAAAGAUUAAAGAAGGGGUUACUCUUUCUCUAAGCUUUGGCUUCUCACACGACCCUACAGGAAAAGAUGACUCCCCCAAGCAGUUAGCUCCUCCCACAAAGCAGGUGACACUCAGUUAUUAGCUCCACCCACUAAAAAAGCAACACUCAGUUAAAUGUAAAUAUAAAGGUCUUGUCAGAUAGCUAACUGAGCUGCCAGAGACAGACAGCAGAUGAGACAAAAGCACUGCCUGGAUUACACUUGAGAGAAACACUGUAAAAUAAUCCAUUUCAUCACGGCAACAUCAAAAUACCGUGGAAUGAAUGACAUGGAAGAUUUUUAUUUUUUUCAAACAACACUGGCUUUUUAUGCCCAGCUAAUGAGAGCUCAAAACAUGAUUUUAAGGAAGGUGAUUGGUUGUCAAGUUAUAGAAUAUGAUUCACUGUAAUUGCGUUUUGAUUUCCAAAACAAAACAACAACAAAAAAACAAGAUUUGUCUGCGCCUUGCAUUUAACAGUGAGGCUUUGUAUGAAAACCACACAGAACUGAACACGUUUGCAUUGAAGGCAGGAGAAGCUUCCUCCUCAUUCAAGUCCUCAGCAUGGCACUUGAAGACGAUAUUGUGUAUAUCGUGGUUGAGGUGGUCAUCGCGCUCGUGUCCUGCCUGGGAAACCUGCUGGUCAUUGGGGCAGUGAGGCUCAACCACUCCCUGAGAGAGCCCACCUUCUUGUUCAUUGUUUCCCUGGCUGUGGCAGACUUAGCCGUGGGAGCUGUGGUCAUUCCUCUCGCCAUCAUCCUUAUCGCUGGACUGGAAACACAUUUCUACACCUGCCUGUUCAUCUCCUGUGUCAUACUGAUAUUAACUCAGAGCUCAAUCCUGUCCCUUCUGGCUAUUGCAUUAGACAGGUAUCUACGUGUCAAGAUCCCAAUUAGGUACAAGACCAUUGUUACCCAGCGGCGUGCCUGGGCAGUAGUUGCAGCCUGCUGGCUGCUCUCCACAGUGCUGGGCAUCAUCCCCAUGUUCGGGUGGAAUAACAAAGCAAGCCUUGGGAACGAGACGAUGAACUCCAGCUGCAUGAACUGCACGUUCAUAUCCGUCAUUAGCAUGACCUACAUGGUCUACCUGAACUUCUUCGGCUGGGUGUUGGUCCCCCUGCUGAUGAUGAUUUGUUUGUACGUGGAAAUAUUUUACAGGAUCAGAAAACAGCUGAACCAGAACACGGCCAACUCCACAGAAUCCACAAGAUAUUACAGGAAGGAACAGAAACUGGCGAGGUCCCUGGCUGUGGUCUUGUUCUUGUUUGCUGUGUGUUGGCUUCCUCUGCACAUCAUCAACAGUGUUCAGUUCUUCAGCCCUCAGACUGAAGUCCCUCAGAUCGCCAUCUAUAGUGGCAUUCUCUUGACUCACGCUAACUCUGCAGCUAACCCCAUUGUGUAUGCUUUCAGGAUAAAGAAAUUCAGAGACGCGUACACUCAGCUCUGGAAUAAAUACUUUCACUGGAAAGAGCCUGGAUUGCCUGGCUCCACUACAGUGGAACACAACAGUGACGCCCAAGUCACUCACAGCACAGUGGAGAGAUCGAAGCCGAUCUCAGCUGGCAGUGUUUACCAAUGAGAGUUCAGCUGAUUUACAGUACAUUCGAACUGAAGAGCAGCCCCCCUGAACUCAGGAGAAAGCACGUCAAACCAGCUGCAUACUCUUUAAGGCACAAAUUCUGCCGUCUUAUGCAAUUUACUAAAUGCAUGUGAAAUAACUUCAUCUUAUAUAUGAGCUUCCUUAACUCCCCCCCAAAUAAAUAUAGGAUGUAUUGAUCAGAUAUUAAUUGUACCAAAACAUGUAUCUUACCAAUUUUGCUAACCGAUUUUAAUCUAAACUUAAAUCCAGCCUCUGAAGGUCCGUGGUUGCAGUAAACAAGUUAAUAGAUGCAGUGUGUGUGUGUGUGUGUGUGUAUUGAGAGAUAGAUAUAGAUGUAGAUAUGCGUGGGUGUGAAAACAUAUUUCCAUGUAAAUUCAUACAGUAAAUAUGUAUGCAUAUAUUUCAGAAUGUAUCAUUUAUACUGUAUAUAACAGAGCCCACCAAUACUUUUGCGGUAUAUUUCAUAUGUGUUUAUUUAUUAUUUUGUUCAUAAUGGUUGUAUCACAGUGGUUGCAAUGACUUCUCUCUGUUUGGGACACCCUUUUUCAGUGGAAUUUGACAGAUUUUCCAAUCUGAGAAGUUUUUAACUCAAAUUUCAAAUCAUAAUAUCUAUUUUUUUUAAUAUAAUCUAUACCCCGUGGAGCAGUUGAAGCAGCAUUCGUGUUAUCUGGGGAGUGGGUGGAACCUGCCAAAGGCAAAACUGAUUAAUUGAAAUGUAUUCAUUUCCGCAGCCUAGCUCUUCUGAAUUUCACAAUGCAAGCACUGCAAGCAGAGUUGCAUACAUUUGCUAAAUCUUUGACUAUCUGGCCCCUAGUUUGCUGUUUCUUGCUGUAUCUAAUAUGAAGUCAGUGACCCGUCUCUGAGGAAGAAGCAAUCUCAUAAACUGCCGACUUGCAGUUUCAUACUCCCAUUUCGACCUCAGCUGUGUUUCCGUUUCUUAGUCUGAAUACUUCCAGUUCCUUAGAAAACUUUCAGUUUCCAGUUUGGCAGCUUCUAGUUAUUGGUAGAUUCAGUUGUUUGCUUUAUAUAGAGCCCUGUUAAAAAGUCUUUCCUAUGUGCUAACUGUAUGGUGUGGUUUGGUCUUAAAGGCCUAAUCCAAUAUUCUAAUGCUUUUCAGCUCUGGAGGCCCGGAUUUGCACCAGCGCUUCCUUGUAGUCUUGCUGUUUUCAUCGUUGCUUGGUCUUUAGGAUGAAGAGCUCUUGCUUUUCCAGCAUGAUGUCUCUGAACUUUGCCCUUCCACUUUCUACAGAUUCUCCUUGACCCAGCCUACAGCAAUGGACAAACGUUUUGCAUCACCUACAACAUCAGGAUUGAGACCUAAUUUAAAUAUCUAUCUAUCUAUCUAUCUAUCUAUCUAUCUAUCUAUCUAUCUAUCUAUCUAUGAAUAUAAUUUGGAUCUUUUAACUUUUAAUUUGGAUCACAUAAUCAAAGAAGCUGCAAAGUGAUCUUGCAGAAGUCUACUGGAAGUGUUUCAUGUUAGAUUUUGAAAUGUGACAUUUUUGAAUUUGUGUCAGUUGUUUGUUAAACUACAAAGCGGUGUGUGAUUUCAGUAUGUUAGCGUCACGUUAUGCAGCUGGUUUAAUCCGCCUUUAUGAAGUGUAAUGAGUUCAUUCUAUAUAGAGGGUGCUGUGAAUCUUCGGACCGUAGCUGUGUGUUGUGCGCACUUUGUCUCCAACGCUGGCCUUCCAGACAUUGGAACAUUCCGGGUGCAUUGUGACUCUGUUGUGGCUGUGACUAAAGCAUGAUGUUUUUUUCAGUUUCCUCUAUUUCUCGUAUGUCUCUAUUUUUAGUCGAUAUGUGUUGCCUUGUCUGGUCUUGAAUCCUGUGCAUAUGACCCUUGUGCAGCUUUACAUCUCAACCAUGAAGUGCUGUAUAUACUGGCUCUGAACAAGUCAAGGUCUAUGAUGAAUCCGUAUCUUUGCCAAACCAUUGCCAGUGCAGUGCAUUUAUAACCAUGUACUGUGGUAUCCAAUGCUAAAAAGAUAUUUAGCAAUGCUUAGUAAUAAUAACACAGUGAGAGGAAGGGUAUCCCAGAAAACCUGAUUUACUGUGGUAAAGAAAUAGGAAUGGCAUUGUAUAAGCUUGGGGAUGGGGGACUGUGGAAUUCAAUGCAAACUCUAUUGUGGUAAACGUGUAUACAGUUCAACUGCCCUGGACUGGACGCUGGCAGCAAUUCUUUAUUAUAUCAUGGCACGGCAGUGGAUGUCUGUAUUCCUUCACUCGCGAUGCUACACUGUGUAUUGCUCUUCUGUUUCGGUCACUAAGGCUUGGUCAUUCUCUGUAAAUGUAACUCGAUUCAGGACCUGCUGCUUUCCUGCACCUUGCUUUAAAAGCCUUGUAUGGUUUUAGAAGAGCCCACUAUAACCUCUGUCAGCUAGCUGGAUAGCUUGAUAUCUUGGUCUUUGCAACACAUUACCAACACUGAUAGGGCACAGGAAGUUUAUUCAGAACUGAUAGCAUCAUCCUGUACGUUCAUUUUCUGCAACUGUGCACCAUUAAACCUGCUGUGCCCUCCAAAUCAUGUUCCUGUAUAAUGUUAACAAAUAUGUAUGUAUUUGUGGUUAAUGUAGAGGUUGUGUGCACAGGAUGACUGUAUUCAGUUUGCCUCUGAAUGGCCCUUUUGAUUCAAACAAGGAACAGAAAGGAGUAGAAAACCCCUCUUGGCAUGUUUUCAAGCCCACAUUAACUUGUUCAGCUCUGGUUUCUGCAUUUAACAACAACUGUGUGCUUUGGAACAGCCGAACAAAAGCUGAGGUCAAAGGUACAAACAGAAUGGAGUUUCAGAUCAAGCAAACACCGCAUGAUAAGGAAAACACCCCAAACCUACAGCUGGUACCGUAAUGGAAAAGAGUGUGUUAUACUGCAAUACCACUGAAAGCACGCGUGCACUUCUGACACGAGCAGUACUCUGGGAUAUCACUUGCUUUGACUUUAUCAAAUGCAAUAUCGGCAGUGAUACAGGACUGUAACUUUUGACAUGGUUGGCAAAUUACUGCCCUGCAUCCAGCCCUGACCCAAGCAGUUUAGACAUGAGUAAACUGUGUAACUGUUAUCAAGCACGUGUGUGCUUAGCACUAAGAGUGUAAAUAUGCAUUGUAAAAAAUGUGCCGUUCUCUGCAGUUUUCUCUAUGAAACCUCAUCUUGUUUAUGAACUUGCCUGGUAGUUUGAUAGUGAUUUUUUUCAGCUGUUUUGUCAUUUUUCAUUCAUUAUAUUUGUGUGGAUCUCUCUCUCUCUCUCUCUCUCUCUCUCUCUCUCUCUCUCUCUCUCUCUCUCUCUCUCUCUCUCUCUCUCUCUUUCUUUCUUUCUCUCUCUGUCU
Molecule: messenger RNA, 5168 nt
Organism: Acipenser ruthenus (sterlet)
Lineage: Eukaryota; Metazoa; Chordata; Actinopteri; Acipenseriformes; Acipenseridae
Product: adenosine receptor A1-like
Exons: 2
Coding region: 817-1830 (337 amino acids)
Biological process (GO): G protein-coupled adenosine receptor signaling pathway
Cellular component (GO): dendrite; synapse; membrane
Molecular function (GO): G protein-coupled adenosine receptor activity
Source: RefSeq, a predicted model, not a curated record